Molecule: messenger RNA, 1835 nt
Organism: Procambarus clarkii (red swamp crayfish)
Lineage: Eukaryota; Metazoa; Arthropoda; Malacostraca; Decapoda; Cambaridae
Molecular function (GO): protein heterodimerization activity
Source: RefSeq, a predicted model, not a curated record
CCCGUCUUGUUAAAUGUUUUUGUUUAACUUGUUGGCGGUGUUGUGUCGGGGUCACCCAGGACGGCGCCUCUCAACAAGACGGUACACUAUAGUAAGGUGACUUGUAAGAAGACGUGUACACGUAGGGAGAUGAGGACGCAGGGCAAGAAUGUGAUGGAGCGGGUCAUAUCGCGCCACACUGGCCAGAGGAGCCGCGUCUCCAAGCGCUCAGCGCCUUCCAUCUUCCUUUACCACAUUACCUUCCUCAAGAUGCUGGCCAAGAAUUGUGACAAUUUUGCCUUUAGGCAACGUAAGAUGCAAAUAAAUGAAGAUGCUGUUUUGUCAUGUGCUCCAGAUUUGUUGGCUGCAUUUUAUGACACUGGAAAGAUUAAAAAGAAGGCAUUAAAAACUGGAGAAGACAAGAAACAAAUGGAAAAUGCCAAUAAAAGUAAAGAUCCUACAUAUAGUAUCUUUGAAGAUGAUGAAGAUGAUAUUUCAGAUAUUUCAGAUAAGGAAAAUUAGUGUCAAGAAUUGAAUUAAAAGGUAAUUUAUGGUUUGAAGUACAGUAUUGUACUGUAAUUGGUUCAGUUGUGUUUAUAAAAGUUUAAAAGAAAUGUGGUUAAUCUGUUUAUUUUAAGGAGGUACUAUACAGUAGUUAAUUUCUAUGCAAAAAUAAUGACUAAUUUGAAGGCUUAAAACCGUUUAUGGCAAGCGGUUUUCUUAACUUAAUUACCUCGGUAGUCUGGAUGUAGUCUAGGAUGAUAGGAUACCAGGAUUUAAAUUUUGUAUUCAUUUUAUUGGUUAUAUAGCAUGGGGAGGUGAUGUGGCCCAAUAGAUAUAUGUAAGUUGAACCUGCAAUGACUCGUUUAAUCAUGAAACGAAAACUUUUAGCAACCCGAUAUUAUUCCCUAAAAUGGUGAAUAGCUAAAUAUAGAUACUAUUGUAUAUUAUGUUUGAAAACUGACAAAAUGUUAAAUUGAAGUGUGCAUUCAUUUUCUUCAUACAGUGUUUUGUAACCAACCUUUAUUUUUGCUGAUCAUUUUUGCUAGUGUAAUGGCACUCACGAGCUGAAAAUAAAUGGUUCCCUUUUCCUAUGGGAAUGUUGUGUGAUUUAGGGUCACAUUGAAUUGUUAAAGAGGACCUCAUGUUCAGCAAGACUGGUAAGGAACUUGGUUCUUUGUCAGCUACAGAAAAUUUAUAAGGCAAGUUCAUUCAAGGUAAAAAAAUUACCGGUUAUCUUAAAUUUUGUGAAGUUGUUGAAUUCUGAACUGUUACUAAAACACUGCUAUAUAGAAAAAUAAAGUUUUAAAAUCUAGACUAUUUUUUUUGUUUAGCCCAGCAAGUAACAUCUUGUACUGAACUAUAAAUGCUGUUAGGAAGAAAUACUUGUUAUAGUUUUGCAUAGAUUGUUGCAAAAAACUUUAGUAAAAGUAGUUUAUUUUUUAUUAAAUGUAAUGGGCAGAAUUUGUAUCAAAAUUCAAUAAAAAAGUACAAAAGAAAAGGUUGUUAAUUAUGACAAAAUUUUAUAGUUUAACAGAUUUAAAGAGGUAUUUAAUAUCUGGAUACAUAAAUACAUAUUCUUUAACAUUGUAUAUUACAGCUAGUUAAAAAUUUAAAAUUGGUUUCUACAGAGGUGUAGCAAGUGUAAUAUACUUGCUCCAUACUCUCAUUAGCUUAUGUGCAGUUAAUGAGAUAGGUUACAUAGGAUUAACAAACCAAUCUCUAAGUUAUCACAUUUUGUAAUUGUACAAGUAAUUACAGUUGCCCAAAAUGCUGUGCAUAUUAGUGGUUUUAGCUAUAGUAUGUACUAGUAUUGAAUGUAUUUACUUUUACCUGAAUAAACGUUAUCUAUCGUA